GUCCAGACUGACUCAUAUUUCAUCCAGGGUUACUCCAAAAUUGUGUCCAACAGGAGUUCAAACUGUCCCAAAAUGAUCAAAUUCCAGCUGAUUAGUCUGAACGUUGACUUGAGGCCAAUAAAACAGUUUUGGGGUUUUUAAAGAGACAGUCAGAGAAGCAGAACCUCCAGCUGAAAUGUUCUGUAUUGCUGUAAACUGUGCGUUAAAGUUAACGGAAAUGCGCAUUUUACGCAUCUCCAUGAGUUCUGAGCCUCUGAUUCUUUAUCAGAACUGUUGGUCGGUGACUGAGUCCCUGCAGCUGAUUUCACAUUAAAGUCCGGUUCUGAAGAACUGCGCUCUAAUCUAAGUCCAGUUUCAGGGUCUAAGGGAGGAGCGGAUACCAGCAGAUAUUUAUAAAACGUUUCCAGACUCGGUGCGCACUUCCAGGUCUGCGUCAUGGCGGCUCAGACUCGAGCUCUGGUCUCCACUCAGUGGCUCACAGACGCAGUCAGAACCAACCGGGUCGGUCCGAAGCUGCGGGUUCUGGACGCCUCGUACCACCUGCCGCACAUGAACCGGGACCCCAAGGCGGAGUUUGCGCAGCGGCACAUUCCGGGUGCGUCGUUCUUCGACAUCGACGCCUGCAGCGACCAGAACUGCGGACUGGACCAGAUGUUACCGGACCCCAGCAGCUUCUCCCGGUACGUCGGAGAUCUCGGGGUCAGCAACGACACGCACGUCGUCGUGUACGACGGCAGCGACUUCGGCUCGUUCAGCGCGCCCCGGGUGUGGUGGAUGUUCCGGGUGUUCGGCCACAGCUCGGUGUCGGUUCUGGACGGAGGCAUGCGGGGCUGGAUGGCUGACGGCGGCCCGCUCACUGCAGAGUCCAGCCGGCCGGAGCGCACCGACUUCAGGGCGACUCUGAACCGGUCCUGGGUGAAAAACUACGAGGAGAUUCUGGAGAACAUCAGAACCAAGCGGGUCCAGGUGGUGGACACCAGGUUUGAAGGCCGGUUCCGGGGCACCGAGCCGGAGUUCAGAGACGAUGUCCUACCUGGACAUUUCCCUGGAACCAUCAACAUGCCGUUCAACAGUUUCCUGGAUGAAAGUGGGAAGCUGCAUGGAGCUGAGCGUCUGUCGGAGAUGUUCAAGGAGGCAGGUGUGGACCUCCAGAAGCCUCUCUGGGCUACCUGUGGUUCAGGUGUGACGGCCUGUCAGGUGGCUCUGGCUGCUCACCUGCUGGGACACCCUGGGGUUUGUAUCUACGACGGGUCCUGGUAUGAGUUCUUCAAAAAGGCGUCUCCAGAGUACAUCAUCUCUGAGGGAGAAGCCAAGAAGGUCUGAACCAACGCUGUGAAACCGAGAAGCAGAGACGUGCCGAGUUAGAUAAAGAAUUUACUUCCUACACUGCUAUGAAACGUUUGGUUGCUAUCGACACAAAAAAGGCUGUAAAACUGUGAGAAGCUGAUGUUUAUUUAGAGGUUAUUCAAGUGGCAGCAGCUAAAAAAAGAAUUGGAAAUUAAACAUUAACUAAAAGUGACUGAAAACAGCAGCUGGAAAUGAAACUAAACAAUGAAGGAGGAUGUCAAAAUGAACGCCUCAGAGCAAAAUAAACUUGAAAACAGCAGCUAAGAAGACAUAAAACAGUAACUGAAAACAGUGACUGAAAAUGACUAAAAAAUUUGACUGGAAACAAAGUGAAAAACAACUAAAAAUGAAUUUAGACAGUGAAGGAAAACAUCAAACUGAGCGGGUCGAAACUAAGAUAAACAGCAACUUAAAAUGACAUCAAAGAGCAUCUGAAAAACAACUGAAAACAGCGACUGAACGUGAAAUAUUACAGUGAUUGAAAGCAAAACUACACCAACUGAAAAUAGUGACUCAAAAUCCCACUAAACAGCACCUAGAAACCACUGAAAACAAAAAACUGGAAAUUAUAAUGAAGCAGUGACAGAAAAUGACUGAAAAGAGCAACUGAAAAUGGAUUUACACAGUGAAGGAAAACAUCAAAAUGAGCGGCUGUAAAGUAAAACAAACAGCAACUUAAAAAGAUGUUAAACAGGAACUGAAAACAGCGACUGAAACUCAAACGGUGACAGAAAAUGACUGAAAAUAAAUUUAAAUAAUGAAGGAAAACAUCUAAAUGAUUGACAAAACCAACAUAAACGGCAACUCGGAAUCACAGGAAACAGCACCUAGAAACGACUGAAAACAGUGACGGGAAAUGAAUUUAGAGAAUGAAUGAAGACAUCGAAAUGAGCAGCUCAAAACUAAAAUAAACAGCAACUGAAAACAGCUGAAACUGACUGGAAACCAAUGAAAACAGCGGCUGAAAACACCUGAAAACUGACAGUAAACCGCAGUCGAAAACAGCAGCUAAGAAGACAUUAAACACUUGCUGAAAAUGACUAGAAACAGUGACUUUAAAUCAAAGGAAAUGAAAGAAAAUAACACUUGGAUAUAAAUUUUCCCAGUGAAGGAAAACACCUAAACAGCAGCUCUAAACAAAACUAAACUGCAGCUGAAAACUGUGACUCAGAAUCAUAUUUAACAGCAUCUAGAAAAAAAAAACAGUGACAGGAAAUUAAAAUAAAACACCAACAGAAAAUGAAUUUAGACAGUGAAGGAAAACAUCAAAUGAGCGUCUCAACUCAAAAACAGCGACUUUAAAAGACAUUAAACGGCAUCUGAAAACAGCUGAAAUCAGUGACUGGAAAUUAAAAUGAAACUGUGAUUGAAAAUGUCUGAAAAGAGCAACUGAGAAUUAAUUUAAACAGUGAAGAAAAACAUCAAAAUGAGCAGCUCAGAAUAAAUGUAAACUGCAACUGAAAACAGUGACUCAAAAUCACAUUUACCAGCACCUAGAAACAUCUGAAAACAGUGACUGGAAAUGGAGUGAAAAGCAACUGAAAAUGACUGAAAACAGCGACUGAAAAUUAAUUUAAACAUUGAAAGAAAAAAUGAGCGUCUCAAAAUCACAUUAAACAGCGGCUGAAAACAGCUGGAAACUGACAGUAGACCACCGUCGAAAACAGCAACUGAAAAAGAUAAAAACAGAGACUCACAACGAAACCAAACAGCCUCUGAAAACCCCUCAAUAACCAACAGAACCAUGCUGGACUGCACUUCCUGUGUUGGUCACAUGACGCGACCCUCAUCAGUCACAUGACUCAGAUGUUUACCAAUUCAAAAAACGCAAAAAAAAAUCCCAAAACAAAACGCGAACGUCUCACAGUUUUGCAGCCUGUGAUGUAGAACUGUCCUCAUGUUGUGAAAGUAGAGUUCAUAUAAAAACCUGCACUCUGCCUCCCGGCCCGCAGGGGGCGCCUCCUGUUUAAAACUGAGCUGAGUGUCUACAAACCAACAGAAUAAAUCAGACUUGGCCCUCCUCAUGCUGCUGAAGCCUAAAUAUGAACAUGAAGAUCUAAAGAAUCAUAUUUAAAUCACUGAACACGAGUUUAAUUUACAUCCAACCAGAGCAGGAAAUGUGAAGCUGCUGCUGAUUCAACAGCUUUUCUUUUUACUCGUUUUUAUAUUUUUGGAUUUUAGAUUUUAUACAAUGUCCAGUUUGCACACAAUUCACACCGCUGUAGCCGUCAUUAUUAAACCACUGUAUGUUAAAAAUAAAAGUUUCAGUAUCAUCAGUAAAGUUUAAACUGCUUUUGAAAAGAUGAAUGUUUUUCUUUUGAUUUUUUAAAAAUACAACAGUCAAGAUGUUCCUAAACCAGUGAGAUCAGGAUGAAAACAACAAGUAAAUAAAUAUUCAGUUCUACGACAGAAGUGAAACCGGUGAAAUAUCGUUUAACCCUGGUGUCGUUCUGUGGGUCAAAUUGACCCGUUUUAAAGUUUGAAAAUGCGGGGAAAAAAAUUUUCACGAUGAAACUUCUGAUGUCCACAUUUUCAACAUUUUUGGCAAAUCUUUGAACAUUUUUUGGUGGAAAAAAAGAAACGUUAAAAAAAUGUUUAAGAACAUUCACAAAAAAAAUCAACCAAAAUCCAGUGAAUUUCGCUGUAUUUUGGUUGAUUUUUUGUGAAUGUUCUAAAAGAAAAUAUCAGAAGUUUUGCUGAUAUAUAUGUAAUCAUUUUAGAUAUUUUUAGGAUUUUUUUGAAGAUUUUUUACUCAUUUUUUGAAAGUAUUUACCAGAAUUUUCUUGCCGAAUUUGGGGUAUUUUUUUUUUUUUUUUAAUAAAACUUUUAAGGAAAACUUUGAAGGAAUUGUUGGAAUUUUCUUCCUGAAAGUUUUGCAAAUUUUCAGAAAUUUGAGGAAUUUUUUGCUGAAGUUUUGUAUUUUUUAAGACAAGGAAACAAUAUUUUUUGGUGCCUGUAAAUGAAGACAACAGGAGGGUUAAAGACUAUUUGUAGGAGAAACUAAUUAAUUAUUGAUCAGCCUAUAAAUAAAACCUAAUAAACUAAUGACGUUUACAUGUGAAGAAAGCUGGGAAAUCUCUUUAUGUUUAUAUUAACAAACACAAUAAAGGUUUCACAAAUCAGAACUUGUAGUUUCAUGAAAUUUUAGUAUCUGUAGACUUAAUCCAGAUCUGACGCGUUUAUAAGUCAUGGGUUCAGAUCUGGACCUGGUCUGCAGUGGUCUGGAUGUAAAAAAAGCUCAGGAAUGUAAUCGUUCUUGCAAGUUUCACUAAAUAAAAUGUCUUCUGGGAAUCACUGAGGGUCUGAUUAAAUGUCUAACGAGGUUUUAAAUCAUUGAAAUGUGGAAAGAAAACAAAAUGUAAAUGUGUUUCUCUUAACUGUCAAAAUAAAUGUCUGUACUUCCGGU
Messenger RNA from Amphiprion ocellaris (clown anemonefish), 4753 nucleotides. Its product is annotated as 3-mercaptopyruvate sulfurtransferase-like. The transcript has 2 exons. Gene Ontology annotation, molecular function: thiosulfate-cyanide sulfurtransferase activity. The coding region runs from base 436 to 1323 and encodes 295 amino acids. The record is from RefSeq and is a predicted model, not a curated record. Gene Ontology annotation, biological process: transsulfuration. Lineage: Eukaryota; Metazoa; Chordata; Actinopteri; Pomacentridae. Gene Ontology annotation, cellular component: mitochondrion.